UGGCGCCCUUGCGACCACAUGGCAAACCGGCAAGAUGGCGGCCUCCAGUGAAACACCUCUCGGAAUUUUUCACCGAAGUAUAUCGAGCAUUUUUGACGGAUGGACUGUACUUCAGCUAGCAGUGAGUCACGGUUAUGGAGGAAUCCAUGGCAGGGAAAAGGCACUGUGGCUGGUGGAUGCUGUAUACACCUGGUUCCAAGAAAAUGAUGGCAUUGAACCAGAGGAGCUGGAAGAUUUCGUCGCUGAAAUCAUGGACAACGAAUUUGACACCAGGGCUGAGGACGGCAGCUUGACUGUGAUUUCCCAAACCAUAUGCGGUAAUUUUGACCUCUGCAAGGCGGGCAGGCAUGCAGCGGUCUUACAGAGGAUUCAGGAGAUGCCUAAGGCUAGCCUGGGCUCCUGUCAGGCCGCAGUCGGUCAAGACACGGAGGACUCGGAGGACGGUGAUGUUCCCCCUAUGCUGCAAGAAAUGAUGGGCAACAUGGACGUGGGGACCAGUGGUGGCAGGGAACCAACGCUGAAUGGGUAUCCAGAACACAGCGAAGAACAGCCCAGUAGUACGGAAACUCCACCAGCUCAAACUGAGGACGACGGAUGGACGGUAGUAAGAAAAACCAAGAAAAAAUGACACCAACUACAUGAUUAGAUUUUUUUUUUUGUAAAAUAAAAUUACUGAAUAUGGACAUGCAGUUCGUGAAUAUCAGUACUUUACGCAGUAUUUAUAUUUAAAAGUACGUGUCACUGGCAUGGGCAUCUUCGAAAAAAAAAGCCUUCCAUAGAUUGAUGGUAAUUUUCCGUGGUUGGACUUCUAUCCACGGUGAGCGAGCAUAAAGCUGUGUAGAUGUAACUGCCGUGAACGUGAUGCAUUGGUAAUGUUUGAUGGAAAGCUGACCGAAGUCAAACAUAGAUCUAGGUCACGAGUGAAAUAGAGCAUAAGACCGCAAACCGUAAUUAUAGGAAGAAUGAAGUAUUGUACAUCAUACAUCAAGGGAGAGUGCAUUUACAUGUACACUGUAUGUACCACACAGCCACCUGAGGAAAUAAAUAUCAGUGUUAAGCGUGGGAGGAAAAUGACAGAUAAUUACUUUCUCUGUAACUGAUGAACUCUUUCAGUGCCCGCAAAAUUUGAAAAGUUUAACCCUAUAGUGCCCAACUUCGAGCGUUUUUUUUUUAUUGUUCAAAAUUCUGUAAAAAAAAAAGUAAAAAAGUUUUACUCACUAAAUUUGUUGUUGUUGCUCUCUGGUAUAUGCUUGAUAUAUUGGAAAGU
Molecule: messenger RNA, 1267 nt
Organism: Patiria miniata (bat star)
Lineage: Eukaryota; Metazoa; Echinodermata; Asteroidea; Valvatida; Asterinidae
Gene: tsr2
Product: pre-rRNA-processing protein TSR2 homolog
Exons: 6
Coding region: 35-628 (197 amino acids)
Biological process (GO): maturation of SSU-rRNA from tricistronic rRNA transcript (SSU-rRNA, 5.8S rRNA, LSU-rRNA)
Cellular component (GO): nucleus
Source: RefSeq, a predicted model, not a curated record